AUGGAAUAGUGUAAUGUCUUUCAGUAAUGUCAUGUGUAAGGCCGUUGAGUUUUAUGUAAAACUGUGAGCGAAGUAGUUUUGAAGAUGCUGGUUGGCUUGUGUACUUUCCGGCUAUUGUUGCUGCGAUCCAUUUUCUGCAUUAGUGUUUCGAUAUAAAUUGAAGGUUCAAUCUGAAAUGUAUAGACCUCGUGGUGUUCUUGCCAAAACAUUAUACAGCAAAUGUCUUGCUGACGAAAAGUUAGAGAUGUUUGAGAAGGACAAGUGGUAUUUUUGUGAUUUGACUGGAUUACAUGGAGAUAUUGCUUUGCUUUUCCUGCCUUUAAAUAUGGAUGAGGAAACCCAUGUUUUCCUUAACAAAGCAAUCACCAAAUCAGAAUGGGUCUUAACCCAAAUUUGGCACAGCGUCGCACGAGUACUCUUGAGUUGGUUCUUGUCACAAACAUCCAUUAACGGGUUGUUGGGACGUGGAUCAAUGUUUGUCUUUUCAAGAGGACAGUUUCUUCGUCUUUUAGCAACAAACUCUGAUUGGCGAAGAGAAUCAUUAUUAGAUCUUGGAGCUGGUGAUGGCGCUACUACAGAAAUUAUUGCCCCAUUAUUCAAGAGAGUAUUUACAACGGAAGUAUCUCCUCCAAUGCGCUGGACUCUACAAAGAAAAGGAUUUUCGAUUUUACAUGCUGAAGAAUGGAAGAAAUCUGAAAUGCAGUACGAUGUUAUUACAUGUCUGAACCUCCUGGACCGCUGUGAUCAUCCGUGGUCUCUUCUGCGCUCUCUUCGGGCGGCCCUUGCUCCGAAUGGGAGGCUGGUUGUGGCACUGGUCCUUCCCUUCCAACCAUACGUGGAGAUUGGUCGAGUCGAUCAUCAGCCUUCUGAAAGACUUCCUAUUCAAGGCAGCACUUUUGAAGAACAAGCUCAAAGUGCAAUAGAAGAUGUGUUCGUACCCGCUGGAUUCAUUGUAUUAUGCUGGACACGUUUGCCAUAUUUAUGUGAAGGUGACCUAAACCAAGCGUACUACUGGUUGGAUGAUGCUGUAUUUGUUCUCCAAGUAUAGAUAGCAGUGAUCGGGAAAACAUAUUGAUUUAUACGGACUCUGUGACUGCUUACAAAUAAGCUGUAAAUGUAAUAAACUGGUAGUUCGCCAGUAAGGAAAAGACGAAAACGACUACUAUCAAUUUUUGUAAAACCAAAGCUUUUUGUGAAAUAAGAAUGUAAGGAAUGUACCAAAACGAAUUAAACCAGCUGCAUGUGGAAUGUUUGGGAACAAGAAAAAGUAAUAUUUAUGUGUUUUCUUUUACCACCCCUUGUUGCCUCCCUAUUUAUAAAAGCGUUUUGAAUUUCUUAAAAAGAGAAAGUUAUGUAAUGCUGCUAAUUUUGCAGAAAAACUC
Messenger RNA from Gryllus bimaculatus (two-spotted cricket), 1382 nucleotides. The record is from the annotation of a GenBank genome assembly. Lineage: Eukaryota; Metazoa; Arthropoda; Insecta; Orthoptera; Gryllidae.